CAGAAAACCUCUAAUAUUUCAGAACAGCCAACCAUGAAUACGUUAUAUCCAAGUCAGUUGGCCAACGAAGAUGCAGCCAGGCUCUUCGAUGAACUGGCAGAGGAAAUUCUCAAUGCUUCGGACCGGAUUUUUCCACUUUCGAAACCUAUCGAUAGCUCGCAGACGACUUUCACACUCAGCGAGAUGGCUGUGAUGAAAGACGCCGGAUCUGAUUCAUUUCCCGAAGAAGUAAUUAUCUGCCAGAAAGCUCGUCUUCAUCAUAUUACGACAGAGAAGUUAAAGGUUUUCAAGGGUCGGUGCUGCUGUGUAGGCGAACCACAUACCGACAACUUGACCUACAAGUUCAUAAAAGGGAAGAGCCUUCUCACAGAGGAACUACAUCUUGAUGGGCGGCGCAAAUGGUUUAUCAUUGUAGUGAAGCCGGAACCACCAACGCUGGUCGUUGUUCGAUUAUCAGAAGUUUCACCAAUAUAUUAUAGAGAGGUUGAAGCGAUAUCAGAGAACAUUCGUUCUCACGGAGUAUCCCGCAAGCGUGUUUUCGGCAUGUCAGUUAUGCCCAGCACGGCGGAGAUGAUACAGAACGACUGGGGAUUUCCAUCUGCCGGAAUAGAGAAAGUUGUCCUCCAUUCGUCUAACACAAGAACAUUACUUCCAAAGCCCUUGCGUGUCGAGCUAAAGCACUUUGGGGUGUCCGAAUCUCCUUAUACGGGGAAGGGAUGGGGUCAAGGGGGUUUGACAAGUCUAUUGCCCCAGUCCUACUUUUGUAUCCUGGAAAAUGGAUCUUGUAGGGGCGAGGAAGACUGGGAAGUGCGAGUUAGCCUGAAUACACGACUAUGUCACGUAACCAAUCCUCUUGGUAGGCUUGUUGUCACUCUUAAGGAUACGAGAGUGCUUCGGGACAUUGCCCGAAGACAGCAGAGGCCCGAGAGUGAUGUUGACUUUUACUUCGAUCGACGUGAAGACGCAGAGUUGUUCGCGGCGUAUCUGAAAGCUGCUCAGGACAGACUGCGGGAACUGUUCGUCCGUGGCCCAAUAGAAAAUGAGCAAAUCGUGGAUUUACGGUUGCUUGGUGCUGAUUCUAGUCAAAGUACUGAAGCUAACACUUGGAGGGAGCCUCCAGCACUCACCGAUAAUGGCACACGAGCAGAAAUUAGAUGUAUAUUGGUAUCAUCACAAGAAGGUGCAGAGCAGAGGUACAGGGCAAUCCUUUCGCGAGAAGGAUACCCUGAUACUGUUUGUAUCAACUUUAAGGACAAAACACCUCAGAUAGCUCAAAGAGGCCUCUUGAAGUCUCUACGAGACCUUGAGAUAUGGGUAAGCGAUUAUGAUGAGAGCGGCAAGUCUAUAGUCUCUCAGAUGAGCUGGGAGGAACUCACUCGACGAGGAACCAAGACACAAAGCCUCAGAGCCACAUUCAUCAGGAGCGAAAACGAGCGCACGGCGGGUGAUUGGCUCGAUGAGGUAGACGACUUGAUCAGAACCAUGCGGGGCGACAGAAAUGACCGCUACGAACGCGUAAAGAUCGCCAUCAUCGACUCUGGUCUUCAUGAUAGAGAGAGAAGUCAUUACCGAGCUGAGUAUAAAGACUUUACCAGUGUCCCUAAGAAUGACUCGUGGCACGGUACGUGCUGUGCUGCGAUCAUUCAGGGAAUAUAUGAGGAGGCUAGACUGUAUAUCGCAAGGGUAUUUGAGAGGGAUCACGCCGAUGAGAUUGAGGGACCUCUUCGGAUGGCGAGGGCUAUUCACUGGGCCAUCGAGCCACCGCGUUCCGUCGACAUCAUCAGUAUCGCCGCCGGCUUUCGCAAUUACUCCAAAGAACUCGAUGAGGCCGUGACGAAAGCCAAAGCAGCAGGCGUUCUUGUUAUAGCCGCAGCGUCGAAUUGGCAAAACACAAGCACCGUAGCUUUCCCGGCACGGCAUAAUCUCAGCGCCAUGUGCAUCUACUCAACUAACACGGGAAAUCAGAGCUCGAGCUUUAAUCCGGAGCCUCGGGCAGAUACACAGAACUUUGCUAUUAUAGGCGAAGGCUUUCAGCAUCCGGAUCAGAGAAGGAAUGAGCGCAUGAGUGGGACUUCGAUGGCGACAGCUGUGGCUGUGGGACUGGCUGCGAGGAUAGUGGACUUUUCAAGGCAAAGGGGCAACAAAGAGUCCAUCUUUAGAGCACAAGAUGUAGGCAAGCUGCCUGGAAUGCUGUCAAUAUUCAGCACUAUCUCAAAGCCGGCAGGUAAUCUCAGAUAUAUCUCACCACUGGAGUUGCUGCCUCUGAGGCAUGGAGUCAGUCGGGAGGCAGAUAGACAGCGUGUUAGGGAGAUUCUGUCACAAGCGAUGGAGAGGGCAAACUAAGGAGGUUUCGCCUUAAAAAAGAGCAAAUAUUUACAUAACUUCAACUCUCGAGCUACCGUCCAAAAUAACAACUUCGUCAAGUUUUUCAUCCUCGA
Fusarium verticillioides 7600 is the source of this 2438-nucleotide messenger RNA. RefSeq lists its product as hypothetical. Gene Ontology annotation, biological process: proteolysis. The record is from RefSeq and is a predicted model, not a curated record. Bases 34 to 2343 code for a protein of 769 amino acids. NCBI's taxonomy places the organism in Eukaryota, Fungi, Ascomycota, Sordariomycetes, Hypocreales, Nectriaceae. Gene Ontology annotation, molecular function: serine-type endopeptidase activity. The transcript has 10 exons.